CUCGUGCAGGCUCUGGAAAGCGAGUGGGUGUCGGCGAAUCUCCACCAUUGGAUCGACCUGAUCUUCGGAUACAAGCAGCGAGGCAAGGUGCUGCUACUGCUCUCUCUUGACUCCCCCAUAGCCCGCGCCACGUCAGACAGCACAGCUGGAGAGGCUGAGGGCGGAAGCAGCGAUGUAGGUGGCAUGACAAUUAGUGGCGGAAUGGCAGAGGAAGACGAGAUGGGGAGGCUGAAGGCGCUGCAGGGAGCGGUGGGGCUGGGAAGCUUCAACGCCAGGCGAGCAGCGCAGCGCAGGGGUGCUUUGAGUGCCGCAGGUGCCGCACUCCGUGCAGUGAGUGCUGUGAGUGCGGUUAGUGCUGUGGACACCAUUGGAUGGGUGAGGUCCACACCAGUGGUGGCAAGAGCAGCAGCGGUGAGAGAGGAAAAGGAGAUGGCGGCACUGAGGGAAUGGCUGGACGAGGCUGGUGUGGGGCGUGGGGGGGAAGAGCCGCCUGCCUGCUCGCCCCCCUUCUCCCCCACUGCGCCCUUCCCUGCCUUCCAGCCGUCACCUGCAGUGGAUUCUUGCUCCGGUGGUAGUAGCACGGGGAAGAGCGAAGGGAGUGGCAAGGGCAGCAGCCACGGGGGCAGCAGGGGAAGCAGCAGAGUGAACGGCAAGGCGAGCGGAGCAGAUGGUGGUAUAGGCAGCAGCGGGGCGAGCAGCAACGGUGAGAUGAGCAGCUUUAUCAGCGGCAGUGGCAGCGGGAGGAGGAGGGCGAAAGUGCGGCGAGUGAAGGCACAUCGGGGGCCGGUGGUUGCGGUAGCGCUGGCAGAGCAUGCAGAGUCACACGAGUUGCUGCUCACCACUGCGGGCGCUGAUGGCAUGGUGAAGAGCAGCUCCAGUACUGCAGAGCAUGCAGAAUCGCACGACUUGCUGCUCACCUCUGCAGGCGCUGAUGGCAUGGUGAAGGUGGUGUGUGUGAGGAGGGUGAAGGCGCAUCGCGGCCCGGUGGUGGCAGUGGCGCUGGCAGAGCAUGCAGAGUCGCAUGACCUGCUGCUUACCACAGCGGGGGCUGACGGCAUGGUGAAGGUGAGGGGGAGCACUCAUGGCGUACAGUGA
This is a messenger RNA of Closterium sp. Yama58-4, 1095 nucleotides long. NCBI's taxonomy places the organism in Eukaryota, Viridiplantae, Streptophyta, Zygnematophyceae, Desmidiales, Closteriaceae. The record is from the annotation of a GenBank genome assembly.